Molecule: messenger RNA, 3094 nt
Organism: Colias croceus (clouded yellow)
Lineage: Eukaryota; Metazoa; Arthropoda; Insecta; Lepidoptera; Pieridae
Exons: 8
Coding region: 2-3094 (1030 amino acids)
Molecular function (GO): nucleic acid binding
Source: RefSeq, a predicted model, not a curated record
UAUGCACCUCCCAAAGGAGUGCGUCCUAAUUAUGACUUUAAUGAGCGUUUAUUUCGACCUCAAUUUAGAUCACAAUCUAAACAAAUGCGUUUUAACCGACCGCAAUCUAACAGUACUAGUGCCUCGCGUCCAAGAGGCAAAGGUGAUAAAAGAUUUUGACUAUUUACAGACGUUUCGGGGGGGCAGGUUAACGGAGUUUGUGAGUAUUUGGAAAGAGAGGGGUGCUCCAGAAGCACUGCUAAAAAUAAUAACAGGUUACAAAAUUCCUUUUCAAGCGAAACCGCCCUUGGUCAUGCCGCGCCAUACCAAGGUCCACUAUCAAACUGUUCCAUCUGUCGAGAUGGAUUUGGCAAUAAACAAUAUGCUAACCGAAAAUAUUUUACAGCAUGCCCCCGAAACGCCCAGUUUUUUAUCUACCCUCUUUCUAACACCAAAAAGCGACGGUUCAAUGCGUCCAAUUUUCAAUUUAAAAAGACUGAAUCAGUAUGUCAAAAUAACGAAAUUCCGACUAAUUUCGGUACAUCGAGUUCCAGACUUUCUACAGCCGCACGAUUUCAUGGUAAAAAUCGAUCUCACCCAAGCGUACUGUCACGUGCCCGUGGCCGUGAGUCAUCGCUGCUUUCUGAGGUUGAUGUACAAGGGCCAGAUGUUACAGAUGACCUGUUUACCAUUUGGGCUCGCAACAGCACCCAAGGUUUUUGCGUCCCUGACGAACUGGACAGCGGAAUUUCUGCGCGAAAAAGGUAUUCGAAUCAUUGUUUUCCUCGACGAUUUUUUAAUUGUGUGCCAGGACAGAGCCAAGCUCGUCAACCAAGUGGAGUUCGUGCUAAAAAGUCUACAGGAGCUGGGCUGGAAGGUAAACACCAACAAAUCUAUACUCUCACCUCAGACCUCUUUAGAAUACCUGGGUAUAGUAUGGGACACGUGGCAGAACAGGAAGAGUUUACCACAAAACAAAAUCCGGAAAAUAAAGGUAAAUAUUUCACAUCUAUUGAAGAGUCAGGUCAUAACUUUGAAAGAGGCUCAGAGUACUGCAGGCUUUCUAAACUUUGCCCGUCUCGUAAUACCCCAGGGCCGGCUCAAUUUCCGUUGUCUUUUAACACUUUCAAACAGACUGCUGAAACACCAAGACCGAACGUCGUUUCAUCUGCCGCAACAGGUAGUCAAGGAGCUCAAGUGGUGGUUAGUAAAUUGCGAGAAGUUCUCUCGAAUUCAUCCUCCCUCAACCACACAUUUCUUAACAACGGACGCGGCGGAUUCGGGUUGGGGGGCCGAGCUAAAUGGUAUUCAUAUGAAGGGAGAAUGGGUGGGCGCAGAAAGCUUACUUCAUUCGAACCAAAAGGAAAUGCUCACUGUUGUCAAAUGUUUAAGGGAAGUGGGUCCCUCUCUGAUUCAUUCGUCAGUUCUUCUACAGUGCGACAACAAAGCCGUUGUAGCCUACUUGAAAAACGAAGGGGGUUGUCGGUCGGCGGAACUGAUGAAACUAACUUACGAAGUUUACCAUCUGUUAGACAUUUUCGACAUACAUUUGAUUCCUCACCACAUUCCAGGCAGUUACAAUAUGGAAGCAGAUCGCCUAUCGCGGAACAUGUCCCCCGCGGAAUGGCAUUUACUACCUUCAACGACAGAUCUAGUGUUUGCGAAAUGGGAUCUAUCAGAUGUAGAUCUGUUCACUUCAACACGAGCUCAUGUGGUACCCAAAUAUGUGAGUCUAGACCAACGGGAUCGACAAGCAUGGAAACACAAUGCGUUUGCUUGGGAGUGGACCUUCAGGUUAGCGUGGGUAUUUCCUCCUCCGAGUGUCCUGCCCCGAGUUUUGAUGCAUCUCAAUCGAGCGAAAGGUAUGUACCUAAUAGUAGCACCGAGGUGGCCGCGGGCAUUUUGGAGAGCAGAUCUGAAGUCGCGAGCGAUAGCUCCACCCUUCACCGUCCGCCACCUGGAGACCAAACUAAUAGAUCUGACCACGGGCCUCCCUCCACCAAAGGUAAAGAAUAUGGUUCUCGAAAUUUGGAAAUGUGGGGGUGGACGCAAAAAGUUAUUAGAUCUGGGCAUGGAUAGGCGUAACUUGGCUAGCGUAGAUAAUUUAUUUGUAACCGUUUGUGGCAAGGCGAAAGCCGCUUCUAGAACUGUAAUAGCUGGUUGGGUGAAAUCUGCUUUGAGAGAGGCGGGUGUUGAAGCUGCUCCUGGUAGCGUUCGAUCAGCUGUUGCCUCUAGGAGCUGGUUAGACAAUGAAUCUAUAGAUAAAAUUCUUGCAAGGGGAAAUUGGAGGUCACAAAAUACCUUCAAAAAAUAUUAUAGAAAAGAAAUCACUCCACUGUCACCUAAAUGGAGAUAUGCUAUAGAGAGGCGUAUAGAAGACGAACGCAAAUUAACCAUGGACGCUGUAGGCCACGGAGCGAAGUUAAAGCCUGGACAAUUUUGGAACCUAUCUGGGACUUUUUUGUUCGCAGUAUACGUCAUGACAGCUCUAGGUUUCGGCGCUCCAGUCCCUCACACUAUAUGGGGACGAACAUCUGGACUUAUUUACGCAGCUCUUGCCAUUCCAACACACAUAUAUCUUAUGGUCAAUGCGAGCACGUGCUUCGUAAUUAACGCCGAAGCAUACAUCCAAUCUCUUACAACAAGUUUCAAAAGAAAAACUGCAAUAGAUUCUUCUAAAUCGGAUGUUCAGAAUAUCAAAGAAAGCUCGAACUGUAGCAGACAUUCGGGAGCAUUUAAACCGUCGAGAAAUAGUUUUAUUCGUAAAAAUGUGAAGGGCUGCCUUAAUAUAUUUUGCGUGGGACGCGGCCUGCCUUUUAUAAUCUUGAUGUAUUAUGCCCUCGGAGUAGUUGCCUUUGGAUUACUUCGCAACAAGAAUGUAUUGGAAACUAUUAUGUUUCCCUUGGAGUUUACGACAACUGGAGGAUUGGAACAUGUCGAGAGCUACGUGCGAGUUUUCUACGGGUUAUACAUAGAGGGCGCCAUGUGGCUGUUAGCUUGCACUUUGGCAACACUUCGACGUUGCAGUAGCACCACCAUAGACGAUUUUGCGCGCGAUUAUAGACUCUUCGUCACAGAGAAAUGUGUGGAAUGUGAAAAUGAUAUAAAACGAUAA